Messenger RNA from Tribolium madens (black flour beetle), 596 nucleotides. RefSeq lists its product as uncharacterized. The transcript is spliced from 2 exons. The coding region runs from base 27 to 338 and encodes 103 amino acids. Lineage: Eukaryota; Metazoa; Arthropoda; Insecta; Coleoptera; Tenebrionidae. The record is from RefSeq and is a predicted model, not a curated record.
UCAAGAAAAGUCAAAUUUUUCCAGAAAUGAACAAAAUCGAGAAACUCAUAGGGAAAUUAUUUACGAAAAUUGCUGAAAUUGAACGAGUUAAAAAGUUUCUAGUCAAGUAUAAACCCGAACGACCCAUGAAAUUUCCUUAUACAUUCUCUGCGAAAAUUGCACAGUUUCCGUUUAGGUAUUUGUAUGAAAAUAACAGAUUUAUCAGAUAUUAUCCACAUGCUGUUGUCUUAUCGAUCCCUAUUUUCUAUUAUUUUCAUCGCUUGGCAAACUCGCCAGCGAAUAAACAAAAAUGGGCCGAAAUCCGUCGUAAAGAACGAGAAAAGGUUCACUAUCACUAAAUAUCUUCCAUUUUCUCAUUAUAUUAGCACAGUAAUAAUAAUGAAAUAAAGUGGAAGGUAAACAAGUUUUUCCCUCCCCAAAACUAUAUAAAUUUUGUUACUUCUGGAACUAUAAAAGCCUGCUUCAUAAUAAAAUAGAUCAACAAUUCUGAAGAGGGCCAGCACAAAGACAACAUUGUAGAUUCAUUGAAAACGUCGAGCAAACACACAGAAGCACUUAACACGAUUUGCCUCUUACAAAGCUUCUAAAAUAAAACU